AUGAAGGCGACUCUCAACUGGGCUGGUGUAGGGGAUGCACUUCAGACCAGCUCAGCCCCAUGCUGCCCUUGCAGUGAUGCAGAGGUGCUGUUGGCGGUCUGCACCAGCGACUUUGUCGUCCGAGGCUCCAUCCAGAACGUCACCCACGCGCCGGAGCAGCAGGAGUCCACCAUCCACCUGCACGUGAGCCGGCUUUACCGGCAGAAGAGCAGGGUCUUCCGGCCCGCCCCAGAGGGCGGCGGCUGGCGGGGGCGAGUUGCCACGCUGCUGGAGUGCGGUGUGAGGCCUGGGCGUGGUGAGUUUCUCUUCACCGGCCACAUGCACUUUGGGGAGGCCCGCCUCGGCUGUGCCCCGCGCUUCAAGGACUUCCAAAGGAUGUACAGGGAUGCCGAGGAGAGGGGUCUGAACCCCUGCGAGAUGGGUACUGAGUGACUGUGGGCGAGUCCACCGCUGCCGCAGCGAGUGCUCGGAUCGGGGGCUCCCUGGUGCUCAAGCCAUGGAGGCACGUGCCACGAGGUCCUGGCCAAGGACUCCCUGACUGAUGGGAAAUGUUGUAAAAUGCAAACUAAGUUAUUAUAUUUUUUUUUUUUUAAAGAAAAGUCCAUAGGAAGCAAACUCCA
This is a messenger RNA of Neomonachus schauinslandi (Hawaiian monk seal), 620 nucleotides long. It is a transcript of the gene METRNL, whose product is annotated as meteorin like, glial cell differentiation regulator. Gene Ontology annotation, biological process: positive regulation of brown fat cell differentiation; energy homeostasis. Bases 1 to 432 code for a protein of 143 amino acids. The record is from RefSeq and is a predicted model, not a curated record. Lineage: Eukaryota; Metazoa; Chordata; Mammalia; Carnivora; Phocidae. Gene Ontology annotation, molecular function: hormone activity. The transcript is spliced from 3 exons.